Messenger RNA from Bolinopsis microptera, 1192 nucleotides. RefSeq lists its product as uncharacterized. Lineage: Eukaryota; Metazoa; Ctenophora; Tentaculata; Lobata; Bolinopsidae. The transcript has 7 exons. Gene Ontology annotation, biological process: purine nucleoside catabolic process. Bases 37 to 972 code for a protein of 311 amino acids. The record is from RefSeq and is a predicted model, not a curated record. Gene Ontology annotation, cellular component: cytosol. Gene Ontology annotation, molecular function: purine nucleosidase activity.
CAACUCAUAUCUUUUGUCCAGCAGGAAGGAGUCAACAUGGAAAACAACAUAAUAAUAGACACUGACUGUGGGGUGGACGACACCUUCUGUUUAGCAAACUUUCUCUCUCUUCACCGAGCUAAACGAUGCAAGGUGCUAGGAAUAACGACAGUGUGUGGAAACAUACCGACCGAAAGUGCCUACCAAAGUACCAACAUGCUCGUGAAGGAGGUACUGAAGGUGACUGACGUGCCCGUGUUCCGAUCUGCUAGUUCUGAGUUUAACGACACUCACGCCUCCUUCUUCUACGGGACUGAUGGCCAUUGCGGAACCCUAAAGAAGCAAUCAACCCGCCACUUUGACUGUUCGGACACCUCAUCAGAGCAGUUCCUCCUGGAGCAACUCACAACUAGAAGCAAUGUUACUAUCAUAGCUAUAGGACCCCUCACAAACCUCCACAGAAUAGAGGAGAUCUCACCAGGCAUUCUGAGCAAGUGUAAAGAUAUCAUCAUUAUGGGAGGAGCGAUUUACGAACCAGGGAACUGCCCAAAAACCAACAUGGCCUCCGAGUACAACUUUGGUAUGGACGGGAAGGCAGCGCAGUGUGUACUGAGAAGUGGGGCUAAGAUAACACUGUUCCCUCUUGAUAUUACUCAUACUAUUAGAUUCGAUAUCAAUACCCUUAUCAGCAGGGCAUCACAAACAAAACAGAAAGAAUUCUACAAGGAUUGCAUCGAGGGAACCUUCAAAGCGAUGGUUUUCUACGGUGAAUCGAAGCCAGAAGACAGGAGACUGACAAUACACGACGUUCACUGCUACGUUUACUAUAUGAACCCUGAACUUUACACAGUUGAGGAUAUGUACCUAAACGUGGAGGACAAUGGACGGGUAGUAGACGCCAAAAAGGAAGACAACAAGAGCUGUGCUAAAGUAGCCUUUACAGGGGUAGAUACCCAGCAGAUAACGGAACUGGUGCUGAUGAUGUUCAACUAAGUAAUAUAAGUUACUAAGUUAGCAACUAUAGAGACAUAGAGUUAUGGACCUCGUGACAAGAGUUAGGAAUAUUUUAAACAUCAUUAUUAUAGAUUAAAAUAGAAAGAACUCAGAUUAUACCAAAGACAUUGAACAGGUAUCAUAAUAUAUUAUAAUGCGUACUUUAUACUUGUAUAGCUGAAUCAGCUGAUAUAGGAAUGUUUCAUGAAAUUUAAAAUGA